Molecule: messenger RNA, 1624 nt
Organism: Pleuronectes platessa (European plaice)
Lineage: Eukaryota; Metazoa; Chordata; Actinopteri; Pleuronectiformes; Pleuronectidae
Exons: 16
Coding region: 218-1624 (468 amino acids)
Source: RefSeq, a predicted model, not a curated record
ACACGGAGGAAGUUAAAGGAGGGAGGGAUCAUCCGCAGCUGCAGAGAAGCUUUGUUGAUGGAGCGCAGGUCUGGUCUAAUCUCUGAAACCCUCCUGUUGAGUCUGCACAGGGAGUAUUCCAAGGACACAAUCAAACACAGCAUGCAGUGAUUGAUUGUGACUCUUUGACUCUGUGAACGUGUGUUUGUGUUGUUCUCUGCUGCGGGAACUUCUGAGCAUGGAGCCCAUCGGCCUGAGCUGCCAGGUGUGUCUCAGAAAGCACCCGAAGGUGUCAGCUUUCAAGAAACAUGUACAAACAAUAGAGCAUCGAAAGAAAAUGGAGGAGUUAUUCUCAAAUGAUCAGCUCAGUGGUCAUGGCUUCUUUCCCAACAUUGUUUUCAUUAAUCCAAAUGUCAAAUACGACAACAAAAUACAAAGCAUAGGCUUGUGUCUCCUGACUCUGGUUUACAGUUCAGCGACUCGGACCUACUUUUAUCUGUGCCAUGUCUGUGAGGAGAAGCGUCCGUCAGAAAAUAUUUUACACCACCUUUCAUCUCAUGACCAUUGUAGUAACUACAUUAGCUACAUAGUCCCCAAUCUACUGAGUUUCUCCUGGAUGCCCAGCUCGGACGUGAGAGUUUUUCUGAGGCCUGAGAUCACGAAGGAAGUCAAGGAAACACGAAACACCCUACAGGUUCUGGAUUUGCCUGCAGAUCUAAUGAAAACGAUUGACAAGGGCACCUACUCUGAAGUGAUGCACACUCUCAUAGAAAAUGACAAGCUUCUCAAGCUGCUUGAAGUUGUCAAGCCAAAGCGUACCAUGAUCCAAGAAUACCAAAGAGACGGCAACCGAAAACAUCCACUUCUUGGCAUGCAGCACAUUGUUGAAUGCAUUUGUGCUGGAGCGUACGAGAAGAGAUAUUACCUCUGCACCCUCUGCAAACUAACCAUGGGCAUCCGCGCGAUCAUCAGACAUGUCCUGAGCUUUGACCACAUCUUCUCUUACUUUAAAGCGUGGCACCCCUCUACUUUGAUGGCAAAGGAAGGCUACAGAUACUGCAAGGCCUUCACCUGCACAAUGCUUAAUUUUGCAAAGCAGACAGAAGAAAUCCAUGGAGCUGCAAACACUGAUAUGAAGCAAGUGAACCUGGAACCUGCUGAAUUUACCUCAGUGAAUUUCAAGUCAUAUUCAGAAGCUUUGAAGAAACUGGAAUCCAUCACGAAGGGAAGAGAAGGCGGCAGCUUGGUUGCAACCAUCCACCCAGGGAAGAAGCUAACAUUUUGGACAAAGCACGCCAGUGUGACGGCCAGUGUGCCGGCCAGUGUGCCAAUCAAGGGGCCAGUCAGGCAGCCGGUGGUGCAGCCAGUCAUGCAGCCAGUCAUGCAGCCGGUCAUGCAGCCGGUCAUGCAGCCGGUCAAGCAGCCGGUCAAGCAGCCGGUCAAGCAGCCGGUCAAGCAGCCGGUCAAGCAGCCGGUCAAGCAGCCGGUCAUGCAGCCGGUCAUGCAGCCGGUCAUGCAGACGGUCAAGGAGACGGUCAAGCAGCCAGUCAUGCAACGGUCAAGGAGCCAGUCAAGCAGCCAGUCAAGCAGCCAGUCAUGCAGCCAGUCAUGCAGCCAGUCAAGCAGCCAUUCAAGCAGCCAGUGA